UGAGGAUGAUUACCAGUCGCUUGGGACAAGGCGAAUUACAUUGAUGUGACCUCAUCCGGCCCUACGCUGUGAAAACGAACGUUACACUCAUGCCCGGUCCUGGUAUUUGUGUCUGCAGGCACUCAAAUGUAUUUGGUUGUAGGGGGGUCGGUCAGCAUCUAUCCGUCGGAACAUUACGUACAUGUCGCAUGUUUAUGCCCCAAUACCUCGUCAGGUUGCCACCAAGUCGCUUGGCAGCAUUAUAGUGCAGGUAGGUAUCUUAACGUCGUCUGGUAACACGAGAGAGAUAGAGGGCAAUGCUUGGCUUAACUGGGGGAAACAUAAUACCUCCGCAGGACAGCGGCCAUAGCCUAUCGAGCCUCUUCCUAUCCCCGCCACAAACAGUAUCUCGCCCAAGAUGUAAAGCCGGGCACGAGGCCCGGCAGGCCCGAGGUCAGUCACACAUGGGGCGCCGUGACGCCGACCCGCUUUUCUCGCGCCGAAUUCCGACAACGGCCAGGGUUGUGGUUUUGGGAAGGGGGUUCCAAUUCCCAUCGUCCUCUUUUUUUUCUCUCCCUUUUGGAGGUUUUUUUUUCUCCAUUUUCAUUUCAUCUUAUUCCCAUGCAUCGCGGCUCUCGCUUAUAGGGUUCCUUUUUGGCCUCUCUCUCUCUCUCUCUCUCCUACCCUACCCUACCCUACCCUCCCCCCUGGUGUGAUAUGUAGAGUGACCCAGCAGACAGAGAGAGAAUCCAUGCUCUUGAGUGCCUCCCCGCCCCUCGUCUCAGGUGGUUCUGGGGGAGAGUCCGGGAAUUGAAGUGAUAGGAAACGGUGUCUCUCGCUCGCUUCCGAUAUUGAAAUGAGAUGAUACUACAGAUUGUAAUGUUCCAAGGUCCCGGGUUUUUGGCAUGUGAUACUUCCGGUUCCGGUAAAGAAUAAGAAUAAAAAUAAAAAUAAAAGUUGGCCUGCCUGGCUAGCGUGCGACUGGAAAUACUGUUCACCUUUUGUCACAUGGAGAUCUCUCUAUAGUGGCUUUUAUGUUACUUGGUCACACGGUACGGCAUGCCAUGAGAGACCGAAAAUUUCGAUAUGAUAUCGGAGGCUCUUGCUGCGUGACGGAACGUCAUGCAAAAAGAAAUCUUGGCAUGAUAGAUUGGGGAGGGG
This is a messenger RNA of Truncatella angustata, 1140 nucleotides long. RefSeq lists its product as uncharacterized. NCBI's taxonomy places the organism in Eukaryota, Fungi, Ascomycota, Sordariomycetes, Amphisphaeriales, Sporocadaceae. The transcript has a single exon. The record is from RefSeq and is a predicted model, not a curated record. The annotation marks the transcript as partial.